AAAAAUAAAAAAAAGAUCCGUAUAAGAUUUGUGUUUUACUCUCUGCACUUAGGAACUGUCUCCAAGAAAUUCGAAAUGUGAAUUUGGAAGCGCAGGCGUUACUUCUUCACAAUUCAAACCCACAGGCAUCUUUAACAAUCAAUCAACCCACAACCUCCGCAUUUACAUCCAUUCUCUUUCUCUUUCUCAUUACUUAUAGUGAUUCUUCCCUUUCGAAUUUCAAUUAAUCCGUUAUUCCGUUUCAGAUUUCUUCUAUGGAUUAAUUUUAUCUAUUUCACACUUUGAAUCACUCCUUUUUUUCUCUUUUUUGAUUCAUUUUAUUUCUUCAUUGAUUGAUUGAUUGAUUGAUUUAGUAGAUUUUGAGAAUGGCGACACCGACGCCAUUAAAUAUGGUUGAGAAAGCUCAUCAGUUGUAUCGUGAAGGUCGUUUUACUCAAGCAUUAAGUCUUUAUUCGGAUUCACUUUCUAUUGCUAAAACUAAAGCUCAGAAGAUUGCUCUUCAUAGUAAUCGGGCCGCUUGCUUUCUUAAAUUGUACGACUUCAAGCAGGCAGCUGCUGAAUGCACUUGUGUUCUUGAGCUUGAUCAUAAGCACACAGGAGCAUUAAUGUUGCGUGCCCAAACGUUGGUCACAUUGAAGGAGUAUCAAUCCGCACUAUUUGAUGUCAAUCGACUCCUAGAGUUGAAUCCCUCAUCGGAAGUAUAUUUAAACCUGCAAGCUCGUUUAAAAACACAAUUGUCUCUUGCUCCGAUCCCUGAGGUAGAAAGCGAACUCGAGGAAGAUGAUGAAGAUAUUACUGCAGAUAUGUCAGAAAAAUCUGAGGAGCAGAAGGAUUUAGAAGCGACACAGGAGAAAGAAGACACAGACGCAUACACCAUUGAGAAGCCUGUACUCAAUGUCCACACUCCUGACCGUAUUGUAAAUCCUGAAACCAAUGGUGAUCAAAAGUCUUAUGAUCCUCAUUCAAAGGGAUGGCAAACAAUCCCAAAACCAAAGGGGCACUCUAGACUUGACUACUCACGUUGGGAUAGAGUAGAAGAUGAUUCUAGUGAAGAAGACGAUGAAGAGGAUGAAGAAGAUGACGAUACCCAUCCGCAAUAUAGAUUCCGUGUGAAAAAUGUUGAUAUACGGCCAGUUAAAUGAAUAUAUUUAUACAUCAUUAGCACAAAACCUAUACCUGGGGCUGCAUACCGAUUUAUUCUAGUUAUGGAGUCUUGAACAUCUUGUACGGCAUUUAUAUUGUCCUGCUUCUCGACUUUUCUACAUACUAGCCGAACUACAAAGGCUCACCACAAGUUUUUGACAUGGAAUAUCAAUUUGAUGUAUAUAUCUUUCAUAGUUUAUACUACAAGCACUGUUAUUUGUGGAGUUGGGGACGUAUAUAUAGGAAAACUUGUGACUUUUACUUGACAAACUCGAUGGUUCAUUUGGUGUUAAUUUUAUAUAAAUUUCAAGUAAAGUUUACGA
Amaranthus tricolor (Joseph's coat) is the source of this 1466-nucleotide messenger RNA. RefSeq lists its product as uncharacterized. The record is from RefSeq and is a predicted model, not a curated record. Bases 366 to 1142 code for a protein of 258 amino acids. Gene Ontology annotation, molecular function: protein binding. The transcript has 3 exons. NCBI's taxonomy places the organism in Eukaryota, Viridiplantae, Streptophyta, Magnoliopsida, Caryophyllales, Amaranthaceae.